Messenger RNA from Myripristis murdjan (pinecone soldierfish), 6765 nucleotides. RefSeq names its product tyrosine-protein phosphatase non-receptor type 14. Gene Ontology annotation, biological process: lymphangiogenesis; protein dephosphorylation. Gene Ontology annotation, molecular function: protein tyrosine phosphatase activity. The coding region runs from base 687 to 4586 and encodes 1299 amino acids. The transcript is spliced from 20 exons. The record is from RefSeq and is a predicted model, not a curated record. Gene Ontology annotation, cellular component: cytoplasm; cytoskeleton. Lineage: Eukaryota; Metazoa; Chordata; Actinopteri; Holocentriformes; Holocentridae.
UGUCCUGAACGCCUCCAUUGGACUGGGAGACCACUACUACAAACAUACCAAGGGUCCCAGAGAGAGGAGAAGAGCACGUCGUUGUUACCCAUGGCCAAGUUGGAGAGCCGCACCGACUGCGCUUUGGUUUUUUGGUGCUUCUGAAUCCCUCCUCUGAAAAACAGCCGCUAAACUUGGAGUUGAACGGGGCACCGGGGGUUCAGGUUGCGAUUGGCUUUGCGACUUUUUUUUUUUUUUUUUUUUUUUUUUUUGGUUCAGACGGUGGUUGAUUUCAUAUGUUUGAUCCCAUGGGUUCAUAUGUUUGAUACCUAUGGGGAGCUGAAAAAAAUAAAGACAGCUAAUUAAGGAUUAUCACCGCUAAAGGAGCUGGAGGUUGAACUUCGUCGAGCUGGGAAGAGUUUCUUCAAGCGGGGAGCAGGAAUCGGCAUGUAGCGCAGCAUCAAGGAAACUGUUCAUCCCCCUCUUCCUCGUCGUCCUCCUCCUCCUCUCCGGACAUCUUUGGGAAUGGGCCAGCGCCUUCCCAGGGUGCAUUUCUCCACCCGGUGGUGCGGCUGGCGUCGCGCGAGAGUGAGGAGGGCAACGGCCAGGUCAUAGAGCCCGCCCCUCCCCUCUCUCCCCCUCGCUUGCUCCUAAGUGACUUUUGACCUUUGACUCCGCCGUGACCCAGCCGCCACCCCCUGCGAGCCAUGCCCUUCAGGCUGAAGCUGCGGCGCACGCGGCGCUACAACGUCCUGAGCAAGAACUACUUUGUGACGCGGAUUCGCCUGCUGGACAGCAACGUGAUUGAAUGCACUCUGUCAGUGGAGAGUACGGGACAGGAAUGUCUGGAGGCGGUGGCCCAGAGGCUGGAGCUACGGGAGACCCAUUACUUUGGGCUGUGGUUCCAAGGAAAGACCCAGGCUCCGGCCCAGCGCUGGGUCGAGCUGGAGAAGCCCCUCAAGAAGCAGCUGGACAAGUUCGGCAACGAGCCGCUGCUCUUCUUCGGAGUCAUGUUCUACGUGCCCAGUGUGUCCCGGCUUGAGCAGGAAGUCACCAGGUAUCAGUAUUACCUACAGGUGAAGAAGGAGGUGUUGGAUGGACGUCUCCACUGCACAGUAGAGCAGGGUAUCAGACUAGCUGGCCUAGCAGUACAAGCUGACUUUGGAGACUUCACUCAGUUCAUGUCUCAGGACUUCCUCAGGGAGUACGUGCUUUUCCCAGUGAACUGGCCGCAUGGAGACGAGGUGCUGGAGGAGUGGACUCAGAAGGUGGCUGAGGAGCACAAGAGUCGCUGUCGAAUGCAGCCCGCUGAAGCAGAGCUGCUGUACAUCAAGGAGGUGGAGAAACUGGAUGGGUUUGGCCAGGAGAGCUUUGCUGCUAAGGACAACUACACCAAUGACAUUUUCAUCGGUGUGUCCUUCAUUGGUGUGUUUGUCAAACACCGAAACGGCAGAUCCAUCAUGCUCCACAGAUGGAAGGACAUUGGCACCAUAGCACACAACAAGUCGGCCAUCACGGUGGAGAUAACAAGUAAAGACGACACCAUCAUCUUUCACACGGAGGAUAUGGAAAUGUCCAAGUACAUCGCCCGCCUUUUCACGGCCAGACACAAGUUCUACAAACAGAACAAGAUCUGUGCAGAGCCUGCCCACUCACCUGCACCAAUCAGGAGGCGACCCACCUGGACGCACCGCCUCUCUCUGCCGCGGCCUCAGUCCUGUAACUUCCAGUCAAUGCAUUCCCAGUAUGCAGAGCAUUAUCAGGACACGCAGAGCUCUCAAGACAGUAUCUUUCAUGACGACCCCUACUACAAGUCAGAGACCAGUCUGGACCGCUGCCCGGUGGACUUUGGCUUUCGUAACGGCACUGUGCCCAACGGCAGCAUGUACAGCAGCCCCAGCCUGAGCUCUCUUAACCACUCCCAGACUUUCGUCCAGCCCUCACCCAUCUCUUCCAAUCUCAGCAUCCCAGGCAGCGAGCUGAUGCGCCCCGACUACAUCCCCAGCCACCGCCACAGUGCCAUCAUUGCUCCGUCCUACCGGCCCACACCUGAGUACGAUGCUGUCAUGCGGCAGAAGCGACGCAUGCUCCCUGCGCACCUUGACCUCCACAGCCAAUCCUUGCGCAGUCUGAACAUCAGUAAUGCAUAUGCUUACCGCCAACCUGAGGCUCUGGUGUAUAGCCAGCCAGAAAUGAGAGAGAGGGGCCCCUAUCAUGGCUUGGGGCCAAGCCCAGGAUCCUACACACCUCAGAUCAGCUACAGUAAGCCAGUGUCCCAUGGCCCCCACCAAGGAGGCCCAGCAAGCACCCAGGGCCCCUGCCAGUCCGCCUGUGUGAAUGGAGGUGGAGGGAGCAGUGGAGGUGGAGGGGUAGGAAGCUCCAUCUCUCACACUGUCAGCACACCCGAGCUGGCAAAUACCAAACAGCAGGGUGCCAACACAGGAAGCUAUGCAGCUACAGCAAACAUGCUGAGAAACCAUAUGUCGCGGCCCCCACCGCCUUACCCCUCCGGCUCCUUCCGCCCAGCCACCAGCACGCCGGAUCUGGCCAGUCACCGGCACCGGUGCAUCGGGGGCAGCAGCCCAGAGCUGGUCACCCGUAUGGUGCAGCUGUCGGUCAAGACCUUCCAGCCAGACAGCUCUGCUGUGGUGCACCAGUCCCUGCAGGAAGUUAGUGAACCGCUAACAGCAGCUGCUAAGCACCGGUCCACCCUGGGCAAAAGACACAGCAUGGAAGUGAUCAGCAGCAUGAGAGGGGGAGGAGGGGGAGGAGGAGGAAUGGAAGGAAUGGUGAUGAAGGGCAUGAAUGCUCCCCUUCAUCGAAGGAAUACUCUAAGAGAGCAGGUAAUGCCCCCUCAACCCCAGUCCAUCCCUCAGCCCCAGCCUCAGCCACAAACCGCUCAGGCGCAAUCCCAGCCUCAGCCCCAGCCUCCAGCUCAGCAGCCCAAGGAACUGCCCAUGCAGAUGCCCACCCAGAAAGCCUCUGAGGCUUCUGUAGCACCACCGGUAGCCUACCAGCAUCAAAAGACUCUAUCCAAUGCCACCAUGCUCAUCCACAGCAGUGAAAGUGAAGAGGAGGAGGAGGAAGAGGAGGAGAGACCUGAGCUGGACGUUCAAAUCCCAGGUCUCAAUGAGGACAUCAGCAUCAGUGCUCAGCUCCAGGCUGCUCUGGCCAAGCUGCCAAACAAACCCCCUCCAGAGUACCCUGGUCCCCCUCGACCUUCUAGCAAUGCCCAGAUUCGCAGCCACACUCACAAUCACAACCACACCCACCACCACAACCACAAUCAAGGACCACAAAACAACCAGGGACCAAUGGACCCAAAUCAAGCACAGGCCCGAGUGCUCAAAGCCGGGCAGGGUCAGGGCAGUGGUGGGGGCGGGCCUGGAGGUGGUGGUGUAGGCAGUGGUGGGACACUGACUCGAGGGGACCAAGCUGGGAUGAAUGGAUCAGUUCUGGGCCCCUCCAUUUCAGAACCAGACCUGACCAGUGUGAAGGAAAGGGUGAGGAAGGAGCCGGUCAAAGAGAGGCCGGUGUCAGAGAUGUUCUCCCUAGAGGACAGCAUAGUGGAGAGGGAAAUUGCUCAAAGGACGCUGGAGAGACAGAAGAUGUCGGUGGACUCCAUGAAGAGACCCUUGAUGAUGGCCGCCCUCAACGGCCUGUUUGUGCCUCACAUGCCCGUCCCUGAGAGUCCUGUGGAGGAUGGCGCCAAGGCUGCUACCGACGAACGGUGUAAGACCUUGGAGUUGAAGCUGGAGGAGGAGCGAGUCUUCACCGAGUACGAGCAGGUGCCCAAGAAGAGGGCCGACUGCGUGCUCACCACGGCAACGCUGCCCGACAACGCCGAGCGCAACCGUUUCCGGGACGUGGUUCCGUAUGAGGAGAACCGAGUCGAGCUCGUACCCAACAAGGAGAACAACACAGGCUACAUCAAUGCCUCACACAUCAAGGUGACGAUCAGUGGGGAGGAGUGGCACUACAUUGCCACCCAGGGCCCACUAGCCAACACAUGUGCCGACUUCUGGCAGAUGGUCUGGGAGCAGGGGGUCAACGUCAUCGCUAUGGUUACUGCCGAGGAGGAGGGCGGCAGGUCCAAGAGCCACCGCUACUGGCCCAAGCUGGGCUCCAAGCACAACUCGGCCACUCACGGCAAGUUCAAGGUCACCACCAAAUUCCGCACCGACUCCGGCUGCUACGCCACCACGGGGUUAAAGGUCAAACACUUGCUGUCUGGCCAGGAGAGGACAGUCUGGCACCUGCAGUACACCGACUGGCCCGAGCACGGCUGUCCUGAAUACGUCCCGGGAUUUCUUGCCUACCUGGAGGAGAUCCAGUCCGUGCGGAGACACACUAACUCUAUGCUGGACACCUCCAAGAGUCUCAACCCUCCUGUGGUGGUGCACUGCAGCGCCGGGGUGGGUCGCACCGGUGUGGUCAUCCUCACCGAGCUCAUGAUCAGCUGUCUGGAGCACAACGAGGGCGUGGAGGUUCCCACCAUGCUGUCAGGGCUGAGGCAGCAGAGGAUGCUGAUGGUGCAGACCAUCUCCCAGUACAAGUUUGUCUACCAGGUUCUCAUCCAGUUCCUCAAGAACUCCCGCCUCAUCUGAACCCCAGGCUCAUAACCUUUGACCUUACAAGACGUGGCAAUGGUACUUAAAAAAUCAACACCAUACAAGGACUGUAGGAGUAUAGCUGAUAGGUGCUCCUGUCUCUUUGUGAUCGCUGGUUUCAGUGAGCGCCAAACGGCUGCAGGUGUGUAAGCAGUGUACUGAGUCUCGACUUGUAUUGCUCCAUGUCUGGGGUUGAAGAGUGGGUAUGGAAAGAGGAGGGCGUUUGUAUGCAAACUCAAGUCCAAGGAGGAGAGUUUGGCCUGUGCAGAGAUGGGCGUCCAUCUCUCCUGAGCAGUGUACUCUCUUUUAGUUCUCUUUUCUUUCCUUUCCAGUUAGCCUGCCUAGCCAGCACAUUCGUGGCCAAUGGGGAGAGAGUUAAUCAGAAGCGGUACAUAGCAAGCGAGUGGCUAACAGCUGCACAUUCACAACUGACAUUCUAUUAUUUUUUUAACCUCAGUAAGUUCCUGUUUUUAUAUAUUUUAAAUAAUGACUUGUUUUUAAGACUGUCCAAAUUAGGACAACCUUGAUCGAAAAUGCUAAGAUGAUGUUUUAUUACAUCAAAAAUAUUUCUCUAGAAAAAUGUCCAGAGAGAUCAAGUCCCAGUUUCAGUUUACAUCGAUGAGCUGCCUGCCACAUGUCCCCUUAAAUAAGCCAUUGUUAGUAAUGGCAGUAUGCUGCAUGCACAGUAGGUGGCAGCAGUGUUCUUAAAACCAUGUCCUGUUCUGGACAUACACUCUCAAAGAGUCUGCCAAGCAAAAGUGUUCUUUUAAUAACUGUCCUAAAAGUUUGCUCGAUAUGUAACAGACUUUUGAUUUAAUACUGAAAAUAUUUGCCUCAACAUUUCAACACAUACAGUUUUGUUUUGAUGGGAAAGCAACUGUUUUGUUUGUUGUUAUUAUUAUUUAUUUCUAUCAAGGUUGCGGUCAUCUUUGCUGUUGUGGAGCUUUGACCAGCAUCAAUUCCUUUUCCUAUUUUUUCCUUUUCCCAUGACUAUUUUUGUGCAGUCUUUUCUUGUGAAUGAGUAAUUUCAUCCAUUGAUCCCACCUCCCACCCCACCGCCCAUCCCACACACACACACACACACACACACAUUCACACCAUACUUUUUAGUUAUAGCAUGAUUGUUAAAGCACAGCUCCUUGUGAUCGACACAAACACACACAUUUCUCACCUUAAAGCAUUUCAAGAUUGUCCCAAAAGUGCUUGUUUCAUCAAACUGGUGGCAAGUACUAACAGUCAUGUGACUGUUCAGUGUCCUUAUAUGUCUUUGUGCCUUAUUGGGACGUGAAACACAGGGAGAAGCUGCUUUGCUGAUAUCCCCAAAGAGGGAUACGUGUUAGUACAGAUAAGAGCCAACCUUUUUAGGGACUGGGAUGUACAGGGCUCGGUAAACUAAAUUCCAUUUUACCUCCAAAGGUGAAAUCUUUGAAUCAGUAUUUAAUAGUUUAUGUUUUAUUAUGGGAAAGUCAUUUAAUCUAGCAUUUCAUAUUUCUUACCCGUGGUAAGAAAUAGUCUUGGGUUAAAUUUGGACAAUGAUGGUAUUAGGUGUCAAAAGUGACCAGUGUGUAUUUGCCUCAAAAGGCAGCCAUUUCGUCUCUUCUUCUGAUCCAAACCCGCUAGUUUAUAUUGUUACCGUGUGCCUAAAUCUGUCUACAAAAUGACUGCAUUCUGUAGAUUUUCAUGUGAUAUGUAUGUUAAAUCUUAUCUUUUUUUCCUCUCUGAAUUGUAAUGCAAAGCCAGCCAUGUCCAAAGUAACCUUGUACAUAACGGGCAUGUGAGAAAAGAUUUUUACAAAUGUUUUAUAAUUUGUUUGACUUGGUACCCUGAAAAUACCGCAAGAUAAUAAACUAUGCAUGCUUUUUUUUCUUUUAUAUUCCAAUGUAUAUAUCUAUUCUCAGAUAAGUAUAAGCUUUAUGCUCUCUUGACAUACAAGUGUUCUGUUGCACUUCUCUUCUUUUUUGUGACAGUAUUUUCUCACACUGCAUUCCACUGUUUAUGUUUUUAUUUUUCCCCCCUAUUAUUUUUUGGGCAGAAUUCCCAAAUGUCUUUCAAAAUAUGAUGUGUACAUAUGUUUUGUAUAUUCUUUUUCAGUGCGUCAAGUCUUUUUUUUCUCUCCCCAGACAUGUAUGAAGCUGUCGUACUUGCUCAUUAUGCAAUAAAGCCUUAUUUUCUCUAA